This is a messenger RNA of Cryptomeria japonica (Japanese cedar), 2431 nucleotides long. RefSeq lists its product as uncharacterized. The transcript is spliced from 6 exons. The record is from RefSeq and is a predicted model, not a curated record. NCBI's taxonomy places the organism in Eukaryota, Viridiplantae, Streptophyta, Pinopsida, Cupressales, Cupressaceae. The coding region runs from base 15 to 1610 and encodes 531 amino acids.
UGCAUUUACGGACCAUGGGCUGCUGCCCUAAGCGCGCCAAACGCAAGCCCACUACCCAGCCCACAACCCCAGCCCCGCUCCCGCCAACGCCCCUGGCCCUGCCUGCGACCACGGCCCCUCCCCCGCCUGCAACCACGCCUCAACCUCUGCUUCCUCCCCCGACUGCGCCGAUGCCUCCUCUCACUCCUGCAUCCACGCCGCAACCUCCGCUCUCUACCCCGACUGCGCCAAUGCCGCCUCCCCCUCGCCCGCCUGCACCCACACCGCCGCCUGCGCCGCCUCCCUUGCCUGCGCCCGUUAAACCUUUACAGGCAUCUUCUCAACCUAAAGCUGUUCAGCCAUCGACGCCUGUUGAGCCACUGCUGUCAAUUCAGACACUGCCUCCUGUUCAACCACAAUCACCUGCUCAGCCGCAACUCAUACAGCCGCCGUCGCCUCAGGUGCCGCUACCCACAGAGGAAAACGUCAUCAAGCAUUUUGAAACCGUCCACAAUGCGGCUGACGUUGAUUAUUUGAUCGAUCUCCUCGACAAGCUCUUGGAGUCUCUGCUAAAUAGGUCAAAAAAAGAAAAGACGUUACAGAGAAGCAUUAGUUCAGAAACUUUAUCAGAUUCACUGAACGGUAGAACAAGUUCAUUAUGGACUUCCUUUCUCCUAAGUGGAUCUCUAUUCCUUGAAUUUGUGAAUAAGCAUAUUCAGCUGGAGAAGGGUGACGAAGGAAACAGAAAAGUUGUAGCACAAAUAUUGCAAAGUGUGGGGAAGGUGCAUUGGGUGGUUGGAGGGCUAGCUGUUGUAGCUUUCUUGCUAGACGAGAUUGGUCAAAUUUCAGAAAACCGGAGUGAAUGCAUAGAACUCUUAAAGCAAAUGGUUAAGCUUGCUGGGCAUAUUAGAAAGUUGAAUUAUGAUUUGCCUCAAGAGGACAAGAUAUUGAGUGAGGCGAUUACAUUGAUUGUUGAAGGAUCCAUGAUGUGCGCUUCUCAAUUAAAGUCCAGAACACUUUUCCGGUUUUUGAAGGCUUCUGUGGACUCCAAAAGCUUGGCUACUCUACAAUCGAAAAUUAAUCAACUGUAUCAGGAUCUUACAUUGAGAGUAGCGAUAGAAAUACAACAUCAGCAGUCGAUUGCCUUCGCUCCUUGGCAGCCCAUUUAUCCAGAUUAUGCAAUGGGCAUAGAAGAGCAGAAGAAACAAGUAAAGAAGUUGCUGGACUUGGAAGGAGAAAACAUGUCACCAUUGGCCGUGGUUAUUUAUGGAUUUGGGGCCAUAGGAAAGACCACCCUCGCUACUGUUGUUAUUGCAGGCUUAGAUCUCAAGGACCACAACUACUCAGGAGUCGAAAUCAAAGAAGACCGCUCCAAGAAUGACAUAAUAUGUAUGCAGCAACAAAUAUUGAAAGACGGUUUCCUAGCAUAUACUUAUGGCAGGAAUGUAACAUUGAGAAAUAGUACAGAGGGUCGGGAUCAUCUCACCAGCGCUUUCCAAGCCCAAGGAAACAAGCCAGUAUUUCUUUUUAUUGACAACGCUCUUCGCGCAGAAGACUUGCAAGAGCUUUUCCCAAAACGCUUAGCAGGCCUUCCGAAGCGUAGCAGAAUAGUGCGACGGAUAUGCUCCUAGACGCGGGCCUUGAACGUCGUGAACAUCGUGUGGGUACUCUCCCCGACCAAGAGGGGAUUAAAAUUUUGCUAAAAGAUGAUCAUCAUAAUACAAUCAACAGCGAUAACUUGAAAAAAAUCCUCCAGAUUUGUGACGGGAUUCCGUUAGUGCUAGAAAUUGUCGGUGCUCGUUUACGCAAGCAGAAUUACAUGGCAGACAGAUGUACACAAAUUUUUGAAGCUCUGGAGAAAGGAGAGGAUAUCAAAGGAGAAAACCUGAGCCAACGUCUGGUGACUUCUGUAUAUAAUGAUCUGGAAGCAUCUACACGCGAAUCGUUUCUGGAUAUUUGCUGCUUCUUUGCUAACUGUAGUCGCCGUGAUGUGGAGUACAUUUUGGGAGCUGAGGACAUCACACUUCUCCAUGAGGCAGCUUUGAUGAAGACGUCUGACAAAGACGAGUUGAUUGUCCACGACAUCAUCAGAGCAAAAGGGCGAAGCUUGUCUAAAAGCAAUAGAAUAAUGGAUUUGCAGUCCUGGCUGGAAGUUACACACGACGAUCAAAAGCUCAAGCAAAUUAAAGGAGUUUGGCUCGGUAAGGAGGAAUCUGAAUCUGUUACUGAAGUUGAUGGGAAGCAAUUACAUUCAUUGAAAAAUUCAUUGAGAGUUCUGUGUUUGGAAAGCCAUAUAAAAGUCUUAGGAUCAAGCCAAAAACCAUCUAAAUUUAAGGAGCUCAGAUUUCUCCGACUGGGCGGCGACAUUUCUGCUUUAUGGCCAGCUACUUUAGAGUCGCUUGAACGAUUGACUGUGUUCCAUGGCCCUGUCUUCAAAGAUGUUGUGACUUUG